Macrosiphum euphorbiae (potato aphid) is the source of this 1542-nucleotide messenger RNA. The record is from the annotation of a GenBank genome assembly. Lineage: Eukaryota; Metazoa; Arthropoda; Insecta; Hemiptera; Aphididae.
AUGAUUUCGUUUCUGGCCGACGGGUUGCUCAACAACGCCACCUGUAUGAUUUUCAUGGCCGUCCUCGCGGGUUUCUACUAUUAUUCGACUUGGACGUACGGUAAAUGGCGGAAAUUGAACAUCCCGUUCGUACCGCCGGUGCCACUGUUCGGCAACACGUUCAGAAUGAUGUUGAACCUCGAACAUCCUACCGACACUUUCGAAAGGCUUUACUAUCGGUUUCCGGACGUCAAACUGUUCGGUUUCUACCAGAUGAGGGUGCCUAUGCUGUUGGUCCGCGACCCGGAGCUCAUUCACACGAUACUGGUCAAGGAAUUCUCGCACUUCACCGACCACGGUUUCGUCUUGGAACCGAGCACGUCUGUGGUGGCCAACAGCCUGUUCUUCGCCAACGGCCGGAAAUGGAAGACCUUGCGCCGGAAGCUGAGCCCGGGCUUCACGUCCGGCAAGUUGAAGGACGCGUACGGCCAAAUCGAAGAGUGCGGCGACGAGAUGGUCAACAGCAUCGUGAAAACCCUCGGGAAAACCGACCGACUCGACGUGAAAACCAUUACUGCUUGUUUUUCCACCGACGUGAUCGGCACGUGCGCGUUCGGCAUGAAGCUGGACACGAUUAAGAACGACGAUUCGGACUUCCGACGGUACGUCAAGAUACUUUUCAAGACCACUUGGAGACAGGUGGUCGUGAUGUUGCUGACAAUGAUUUGCCCCCGGGUGAUCAGGCUAUUGAAAAUACCGAUGUUUUCGCCCGAGGCCACCAAUUUUUUCUCUAAGGUGUUCGCCGACGUUAUCAAGUAUCGAGAAGAUCACGACGUGGUCCGGAACGAUAUUACUCAGACCCUGAUUCAGGCGCGUAAAGAAUUGGUGUUGCAGGAAAUCUCCACCACCGAAGAUAAAUUUACCGACGGCGAUAUCAUUGGUAACGCUAUUCUCUUGUUCACCGCCGGCUCGGAAACCGUGUCGUCUAUGCUGUCUUUUUGCCUGUACGAAUUAGCCCUGAACACAGAAAUCCAAAACAAAUUACGUUCGGAGGUAUGUUCGACGAAAUCAAAACACGGUGGACAGCUAAACAACGACUAUUUGGUGGACCUUCGUUACACCGAUAUGGUGUUGGAAGAGACGGCUCGCAAGUACUCCAUUGCAUUUAGCAUCAUGAGAGUGGCAACAAAAACGUACACUCUACCCGACGAAUCGUUUGUCAUUGAAAAAGGUCAAAAACUCAUCAUACCGAUGUUCAGCAUACACCGUGACCCAAAAUAUUAUCCCGAUCCGUUGAGAUUUGAUCCCGAAAGAUUUUCCAGGGAACAAAAAUCUCAAAGACCUAACGGAACUUACAUGCCUUUUGGCGUAGGACCUCGAGUGUGCAUAGGUAAACGAUUUGCAGAAUCAGAAAUGAAAUUGGUCCUGUCAAAUGUACUGUCGAAAUUUGAAGUACUUCCGUGUGAACAAACUGAAAUUCCGAUAAACAUAAAAUGUGGACCAGGAUUAAUUUCACCAAAAAAUGGAGUCGUGCUAAAAUUUAGACCAAUCGUUAAGCAUUAA